AUGAGCAGGGAAAAGGGGUGUGAGACAUUGAUGGAAAAAGAUGGAGGAAAUCUUAUGGAGAAAGGGCGGGAGAAAUUAGCGGUAGAAAUCGUGGGAAAGGGCGGCAGAAAGGGCGCCUACCAGGUGUACGCGCAGCCCGUGUUCGUCUGCUACGAGAAGAGGCUCCGGACCCGGUACCCGGACGCGACUUUCUUCCACAGGGAGCUCGUGGUGCGGCUGCUGGGCCGCCGGGGCGCGCCGCGGUUGACCAUGUGCAAGCUGGUGCUGCGCACGGCAUUCGUUGCCGCCACCAUGGUGAUGUCGCUGAUGUUUUCCUUCUUCAACGCCAUUCUCGGCCUACUUGGCGCCGCCGCCUUCUGA
Messenger RNA from Triticum turgidum subsp. durum (durum wheat), 360 nucleotides. NCBI's taxonomy places the organism in Eukaryota, Viridiplantae, Streptophyta, Magnoliopsida, Poales, Poaceae. The record is from the annotation of a GenBank genome assembly.